This is a messenger RNA of Darwinula stevensoni, 1095 nucleotides long. The record is from the annotation of a GenBank genome assembly. Lineage: Eukaryota; Metazoa; Arthropoda; Ostracoda; Podocopida; Darwinulidae.
AUGCCCCAUCGUUUGGAAUCAUUGACGUAUCCUCGGCCGGCUAAGCUGCUGCGCAGCGGCUCGCGCAGGGAGGCAGUUAAGUGGAAGGGCUGGUCAGCAGGGGCUGGAGUGCUGUCUCAGCGCAUCUCUGAGGAGCUGUCAGUAAGACAUUCCGUCAUGGCGACUCGCUCAAGCCCGUUGUGUGAAGCUAGGAUUGAGCCCAUUUUAAUUCGGUUUCCGGAGGAUAAUCGUGAAAUGACAGUAUAUCUAUCCCAAGAAGACCAGGUUCGCCUAACACAAGAUGAGCAGUUCCUUCAGGAGUUGUUAAAGAAGGUAUCUCAAGAAACUGCUUUGAAAUAUCCAUUGAGUCCUUCAUCUGACUCCUUGGGGUCAUCUGCUUCAUCCUCAUCAAUGCCCCUCUCACCUGAGACGUUGCCUACUGAGAUACUUCAGGCAGAAACACCUUCAACCCCUGGGUUCACCUGGACAUUGGAAUCUACAAAGUUGCUCUUGACCCUUAUCCUUGAAGAAAAGGGUGCAUUUGAUGAUAAUAUAACGAAAAAGAAGACAAUCUGGAACAGGAUUGCUCUGAAAAUGAAAGCGCAAGAUGGCAAAUUCCAGGGUGUAACUGGAGAAAUAUGCGAAAAGAAAUUUAGAAACAUGAAGCAAACAUAUGUGGGGAUCAAGGAUAACAACAAAUCAACAGGGAGAAAAAGGAAGGCAUGGGAAUUUAUGCCAAUGAUGGAUGACAUAUUUGAGAAAAGUCCUCAGGUCACACCCUUGUCUGUCAUUGAUAGUACUAAGCAUAAUGCAGACAUCCCUGAAACCAUCAAACAUGCCAACAGCAGCCAAAUAAGUAAUCCUCAAAGUUCAAAGCAAGAAAUGGGUUCACAAAAGCCAUCCAUCUCAGAGUCAGGCCCACCACCCACAAAAAUGAGAUGCAAAGGGAAAGUGAAAGAUGCUGUCAGCAAUCUGGAAAAGGCCAUCCGGGACUAUGGGAUGGACCGGAAAAAAGAACAUCAAGAGAAAAUGGAUGUGUUACGAGAGUCGAAAGAUCUGCUAGAGAAGCGUAACACUCUACUGGAAAGGUUAUUGAAACACCUUGAAAACAAGUGA